AUUGUACCUGGUAGGCUUGGGAAAACAUGCAAUGUAUGGUGCAUGAGUUUGUGCAUGAAUUAGGAAAACCUGUUUCUUAAGCUAGUUUGAACCUACAAAGGUUUCUCAAGCACUACUUGAUCCUGAUUGGGUGAUUGCAAUGCAAGAUGAACUUAAUCAGUUUGAAAGGCUGGACGUAUGGACACUCGUGCCUAAGCCACAGAAGAAAACAAUUAUUGACACAAAGUGGAUAUUCAAGAACAAGAGAGAUGAAGAAGGGAUUGUGGUGCGUAACAAGGCAAGACUGGUCGCGGAUGGAUACAACCAGCAAGAGGGCAUAGGCUACGAUGAGACAUUUACACUCGUAGCAAGAAUUGAAGCUAUAUGUCUCUUUCUUGCAUACGCAACACAUAAGAACUUCACCGUCUUUCAGAUGGAUGUGAAGACAGCUUUCCUGAAUGAAGUAUUGGAAGAACAGGUCUAUGUUGCUCAUCCAGAAGGAUUCAUAGAUCCCAGAUAUCCUGACCAUGUGUACAAACAUAAAAAGGCGCUUUAUGGACUGAAGCAGGCACCAAGGGCCUGGUAUGAUGCUUUAACUGAAUUUCUGGUUGAUUCAGGCUUCUCAAAGGGAAAGAUAGAUACGACACUCUUCAUCAAGCGACAUAAGACUGAUAUCACACUGAUUCAGAUCUAUGUCGAUGACAUUAUCUUUGCCUCUUCGAAUCCACGACUGUGCAAAAAGUUUGAAGAACUGGUGAAAACCAAGUUUGAGAUGAGCAUGAUGGGAGAAUUGAAUUUCUUCCUAGGCCUGCAGGCACGACAGCUACCAGACGGCAUUUUCAUAAGCCAGUCGAAAUAUAUUCUGGAAAUGCUUAAGAGGUUCCCUAUGUCCCCAUGUUUGAGAUCAACAUUGACGGCAAAUCUUCCAUGAAGAUCCCUAUGUCCCCCAAUAACAAACUGGACUCAGAUCCCCCAAGGAAACCAGUUGAUGCCACAAAUUACAGAGCUAUCAUUGGAUCUUUGCUUUAUCUGACUUCUAGCAGGCCUGAUAUUGUAUUCUCCACAUGCUUAUGUGUUCGAUUUCAAGCAAAUUCGAAGGAAUCACAUCUGACAGCUGUAAAAAGGAUCUUGCGAUAAAUCAAAGGCACCGUGAACUUAGGCCAUUGGUAUACCAAGCAUUCAGACUUUGACCUUGUCGGAUACUCGGAUGCUGAUUUUGUUGGCUGUCGAAUAGAUAGAAAGAGUACUUUGGGAGGCACCCAAUUCUUGGGUGAAAAGUUAGUCUGCUGGUCUUCCAAGAAGCAGAACUGUGUGUCAACAUCUACAGCUGAGGCAGAAUACGUCGCGGCUGCUAGUUGUUGUUCACCAAUAUUAUGGAUGAAGACCCAGCUCAAUGACUAUGGUUACACAUUCCACCAUAUCCUGAUCUACACUGAUUCACAUAGCGUAAUCGCCAUCACCAGCAACCCUGUUCACCGAUCCCGCACCAAACACAUCAAUCUGCGUUACCAUUUCAUCAAGGACCAUGUGGAGAAAGGAGAUAUUGAUAUGUACUUUGUAAGCUCCGAGUUUCAACUGGCUGACUUGUUUACUAAGGCACUGGACGACAAGAGAUUCCAGUUCAUAGUCUCCAAGUUAGGCAUGUUGAACCUUCAGCCUAUGUAAUUUUAUCUCCACCGGUGUGUACAAAUGUGUGUGUGGGACUUGUAAAUAGUGUGCGUGAGUUGCAUGUGUUGAGGAGGAGAAAAUCACAAAAAGAACAAAAAUAGUGUGCAUGUGUUGUAUGUGUUCAUAGUGUGCGUUGCAUGUGUCAAGGGGGAGAAAAAUCAGAAAAAUUCAAAAAAACAGUGUGUGUGAGUUGCAUCUGUAUAUUGAGUGUGUUGC
Cuscuta europaea is the source of this 1863-nucleotide messenger RNA. Lineage: Eukaryota; Viridiplantae; Streptophyta; Magnoliopsida; Solanales; Convolvulaceae. The record is from the annotation of a GenBank genome assembly.